UUUAAAUAUCAUAUGGUGAGCAAAGAAUUCUCUAAAGUGAAAGCGAAAAUAGAAUAAAAAUGGAGGGGUAAAAAAUAAAAUAAAAUAAAAGUCGUCUCCCUUACUGACCCCGACGGCUUUUCAAAAUUUCCUCAGUCUCUCUCUCUCUCUCUCUCUAGAUCACAUCAUUUCUCUUUUCUUUGCUUCAUUAAACUAUCACAAUACUCAGAUCUCUUUCUCUUAGAUCUCAUUAUUCUUUCUUCUUCUUUUUUUUCUUUUUUCUAUUUUCUUAAUCUUAGUAACUCAAUAGGAUUUGAAGAGAAAUUUUGAGAGCUGGAAUCGGAAAAAAGAAAGGAAAAUAGAGCCAAACUUCUCGACUCGGUGGAUCUGUGAAAGGAAAUGGCGCUGUCAGGGAUGAGAGGUCUCUCUGUUUUUAUCAGCGACAUUCGUAAUUGCCCUAACAAAGAACAAGAGCGCCUUCGUGUCGAUAAAGAGCUCGGUAAUAUCCGUACACGCUUCAAAAAUGAGAAGGGUUUGACUCCUUAUGAAAAGAAGAAAUAUGUUUGGAAAAUGCUGUACAUUUAUAUGCUGGGCUAUGAUGUAGAUUUUGGUCACAUGGAAGCUGUUUCCUUAAUAUCUGCACCCAAAUACCCAGAAAAGCAGGUUGGCUACAUUGUGACAUCAUGUUUGCUCAACGAGAACCAUGAUUUUUUGAGAUUAGCGAUAAAUACUGUGCGCAAUGACAUUAUCGGUAGAAAUGAAACUUUUCAGUGCCUUGCAUUGACUAUGGUUGGGAAUAUUGGUGGGAGAGAAUUUGCUGAAUCAUUAGCAGCAGAUGUUCAGAAGUUACUUAUUUCUAGUAGCUGCAGACCACUUGUGAGAAAAAAGGCUGCAUUAUGUCUGCUGCGCUUGUAUAGAAAAAAUCCAGAUGUUGUCAAUGUGGAUGGCUGGGCGGAUAGAAUGGCUCAACUGUUAGAUGAGCGUGAUCUUGGUGUUUUGACUUCUUCUAUGAGCCUUCUUGUUGCUUUAGUAUCAAAUAACCAUGAAGCAUACUGGAGUUGUCUCCCAAAGUGUGUUAAGACAUUGGAACGACUUGCUAGGAAUCAGGAUAUUCCACAAGAAUACACUUAUUAUGGAAUUCCAUCUCCUUGGCUUCAGGUUAAGACAAUGAGGGCUCUUCAGUAUUUUCCAACUAUUGAAGAUCCAAAUACUAGAAGAUCGUUGUUUGAGGUCUUACAACGGAUCUUGAUGGGAACUGAUGUUGUAAAAAAUGUAAAUAAGAACAAUGCAGCGCAUGCUGUUCUCUUUGAAGCUCUUGCUCUUGUCAUGCAUCUUGAUGCUGAAAAAGAGAUGAUGUCUCAAUGUGUUGCACUUCUAGGAAAAUUUAUUGCUGUGCGUGAACCAAAUAUCCGUUACCUUGGCUUGGAGAAUAUGACUCGGAUGUUGAUGGUUACAGAUGUGCAAGACAUCAUCAAAAGACACCAAGCUCAGAUCAUCACCUCGCUAAAAGAUCCUGACAUCAGCAUUCGUCGUCGUGCUCUUGAUUUACUAUAUGGCAUGUGUGAUGUUUCAAAUGCAAAGGACAUAGUGGAAGAACUAUUACAGUAUCUAAGCACAGCAGAUUUUGCAAUGCGCGAGGAAUUGUCGCUUAAAGCUGCUAUUCUUGCAGAGAAGUUUGCCCCUGAUUUGUCUUGGUAUGUGGAUGUCAUUUUACAGUUGAUUGAUAAAGCAGGAGAUUUUGUUAGUGAUGACAUAUGGUUUCGUGUUGUGCAAUUUGUUACAAACAAUGAAGACCUACAGCCUUAUGCAGCAGCAAAAGCCAGAGAGUAUCUUGACAAGCCUGCUAUACAUGAGACAAUGGUAAAGGUGAGUGCUCAUCUCCUUGGAGAGUUCAGCCACCUUCUGGCUAGACGGCCUGGAUGUAGUCCAAAGGAAAUAUUUAAUAUGAUACAUGAGAAGCUUCCGGCUGUAUCAACGUCUACUGUUCCUAUUCUUCUUUCAACAUAUGCUAAGAUCUUAAUGCAUACCCAACCUCCCGAUCCAGAACUUCAGAACCAAAUUUGGGCAAUAUUUAGCAAAUAUGAGAGUUGCAUUGAUGCUGAAAUACAACAAAGAGCAGUUGAAUAUUUUGCAUUAAGUAGGAAAGGUGCUGCUUUAAUGGACAUAUUGGCUGAAAUGCCCAAAUUUCCUGAGCGUCAGUCUGCAUUGAUUAAAAAAGCUGAGGAUAUUGAAGUUGAUACUGCAGAGCAAAGUGCUAUUAAGUUGCGAGCCCAGCAACAAGUGUCAAAUGCUUUGGUUGUGACUGACCAACACCCUGCUAAUGGGCCACCACCAACUGUCGGCCCACUCACUCUUGUGAAGGUGCCCAGCUUGAGUGGCAAUGAGGAGCAUACUUCAGAUGAUCAAGUUCUGACCCGGGCAAAUGGAACUUUGAAUAAGGUGGAUCCUCAGCCUCCCUCAGCAGAUCUCCUUGGCGAUCUUCUGGGCCCACUGGCUAUUGAAGGUCCUCCUGAAGCUGCUACCCAGUCUGAGCAAAAUCCAGUCUCUAGAAUGGAAGGUGUUCCAAGUGCAGUGGAUGCUGCAGCUAUUGUACCUGUUGGGGAACAGACAAAUUCUGUCGAGCCUAUAGGAAACAUCAGUGAAAGAUUUUAUGCUUUGUGCUUGAAAGAUAGUGGUGUCUUGUACGAGGAUCCAUACAUUCAGAUUGGUAUUAAAGCAGAGUGGCGGGCGCAACAUGGGCGUCUUGUUCUCUUCCUGGGAAACAAAAAUACUUCUCCGCUUGUCUCUGUUCAGGCUGUAAUAUUGCCUCCUGCUCAUUUAAAGAUAGAGCUCUCAUUAGUACCUGAUACUAUUCCUCCACGGGCACAGGUGCAAUGCCCACUUGAAGUCUUAAAUAUUCGCCCAAGCAGGGAUGUUGCUGUUCUUGACUUCUCAUAUAAGUUUGGUACCAACAUGGUCAAUGUCAAGCUUCGCCUUCCAGCUGUUCUGAACAAAUUUCUUCAGCCUAUUUUAGUAUCUGCAGAAGAAUUCUUUCCUCAAUGGAGGUCACUUUCUGGGCCACCUCUGAAGCUUCAAGAAGUAGUUAGAGGUGUAAGACCACUGCCUCUCGCUGACAUGGCAAGCUUAUUUAAUAGUUUCCGGAUGACGAUUUCUCCUGGACUUGAUCCAAAUCCUAAUAAUUUGGUUGCAAGUACAACCUUCUACUCUGAGAGUACACGGCAGAUGCUUUGCUUGGUAAGAAUCGAAACUGAUCCGGCAGAUAGAACACAGUUGCGAAUGACUGUUGCCUCAGGAGACCCCACACUAACAUUUGAACUGAAGGAGUUCAUCAAGGAACAAUUAGUUAGCAUUCCUACAGCAUCACGGGGACCGACACCAGCACCACCAGUUGCUCAACCACCUAAUCCAGUAACAGCUUUGACGGAUCCGGGGGCUGUGUUGGCUGGUCUACUAUAACAAUCUGCCGGCAAUUGACGUGUGAUGAUUUGUUCAAUAUACACUUGUAAAACCCGAUUUAUACAGCCGGCCCGCCCAUAUGUCCCUGGAGUCAAGAGGUGAAUCAGGAAAUUCAUGAAGCAAGGGCUGUCGGAAGUGAAGGGUGAGCUAAACUGUGGUCAGCUUAAUUUCUGGAAUUUCAGGGGGGAGGGUUGAUUGGGAUUUUUUGAUAUUCUUUUGCACAAUUUGUAAUGUGCUUAGUGAGCUUCUUUUCUAUUUUUUUUCUUUUUUCUCAAUCACUUGGGGCGAGGGCUUUUUCUUUUCUCUUCUUUUCUUUUCCCCGUCUCUUUUCUUUCUUUUCCCGGAUUGGUUUCUAUAUUACGAACCUGACAGCACUGUAAGAUAUUUACAUGGAAGUAGAACGAGUUGUAAUAGCCUGUAUUUGUUGUCAAUGCAUAGUUACCUUCUCAAUAA
Ricinus communis (castor bean) is the source of this 3888-nucleotide messenger RNA. RefSeq names its product AP-2 complex subunit alpha-1. The record is from RefSeq and is a predicted model, not a curated record. The transcript has 27 exons. Gene Ontology annotation, molecular function: clathrin-cargo adaptor activity. The coding region runs from base 379 to 3435 and encodes 1018 amino acids. Gene Ontology annotation, biological process: clathrin-dependent endocytosis; intracellular protein transport. Gene Ontology annotation, cellular component: AP-2 adaptor complex; membrane coat. NCBI's taxonomy places the organism in Eukaryota, Viridiplantae, Streptophyta, Magnoliopsida, Malpighiales, Euphorbiaceae.